Messenger RNA from Neopelma chrysocephalum (saffron-crested tyrant-manakin), 2628 nucleotides. It is a transcript of the gene PHF21A, whose product is annotated as PHD finger protein 21A. The transcript has 18 exons. Gene Ontology annotation, molecular function: chromatin binding. The coding region runs from base 489 to 2549 and encodes 686 amino acids. Gene Ontology annotation, biological process: negative regulation of transcription by RNA polymerase II. The record is from RefSeq and is a predicted model, not a curated record. Gene Ontology annotation, cellular component: histone deacetylase complex. NCBI's taxonomy places the organism in Eukaryota, Metazoa, Chordata, Aves, Passeriformes, Pipridae.
GGGAUGGGGUGGGGGAGGGAGGCUUAUCCCCUCCCCUCCGGUUUCCUUCAGGAUGAUUAUUUCCAGGCCCUUUUUUCUUGGUCGGGUCCUUCGCCGCGAUACUGUCGGGGAAGUUUUAUUAUUAUCUGGGAAAUGAUGCCGCUCUCGAUGAUGGAUAAUUCGUAGUAAAGCCGCUGCUGCGUUUUUUUUUUUCCUUCCCUCCUUCCUUUCAUUCGUCUUUGUGGCCCGAGCAGCGCCGGGAAAAUUCCGUUUCUUCAGCAACUUGUUAUUCCGGAGCCGGGCCUGCCCCCCUCGCCCUGGGGCUGCCCUUCCCGCACAGGUACGGGGCCGGGGGCCGGGGGUGCCCACUCCUGCUCCGGCAUUGGGAGAGAGUGGAGAGCUGAAAGGGAUAACUUACUCAAAACUGGACUGGUGUUAAAGAGGGAACCAGAAACUAAAGGCACUGGAAUCAGCAAAGACACUUUUAGAAAAAGUGGAGAAGGUAGAGAAUGGAGCUGCAGACUCUACAGGAGGCUCUGAAAGUGGAAAUUCAGGUUCACCAGAAAUUGGUUGCCCAAAUGAAGCAAGAUCCACAGAUAUUUUUUCUUUCUAAUCAGAAUGCUGAUUUGAAGAAACAGCUUCAUGAACUUCAAGCCAAAAUCACAGCUCUGAGUGAGAAACAGAAAAGAGUGGUGGAACAGCUUCGAAAGAAUUUGAUAGUGAAACAGGAACAGCCAGACAGUAAGUUUCAAAUACAGCCAUUGGCACAGUCAGAAAACAAACUACAGACACCACAGCCGCAACCACUACAACAGCUACAGCAACAUCACCAUCAACAGCAGCAGCAGUCCACUGCACCCUCUCCAAACGUGAUAGGAUCACAGAAAACUGUAACUACAGCUUCUAUGAUCACCACUAAGACACUACCUCUCGUCUUGAAAGCAGCAACUGCGACCAUGCCUGCCUCUGUUGUGGGUCAGAGACCUACCAUUGCCAUGGUUACUGCUAUCAACAACAAUCAGAAAGCAGUCCUCAGCACUGAUGCGCAGAAUGCACCAGUCAACCUCCAGACAACAAAUAAGGUCACUGGGCCAGGAGCUGAGGCAGUCCAAAUAGUGACAAAAAACACAGUAACUUUGCAGGUUCAGGCUACGCCUCAGCCCAUAAAAGUGCCGCAGUUCAUCCCUCCUCCCAGACUUACUCCUCGUCCAAAUUUUCUUCCGCAGGUUCGACCUAAACCGGUUGCCCAAAAUAAUAUUCCUAUUGCCCCUGCACCUCCUCCAAUGCUUGCAGCUCCUCAGCUUAUUCAGAGGCCUGUGAUGUUGACAACGAAGUUCACACCCACCUCUUUACCCAACUCUCAGAACUCCAUACAUCCAGUUCGUGUAGUUAACGGGCAGACAGCAACCAUAGCCAAAACCUUCCCUAUGGCACAGCUCACCAGCAUUGUGAUAGCAGCACCGGGUACCAGGCUUGCUGGACCUCAGACUGUACAGAUCAGCAAACCAAACGUUGAAAAACAGACUAUUAAACCGCAUGUGGAAACAGAAGAGAAGCAAACAGAAAGUCGUACAGUUACUCCACCUGCUGCACCGAAGCCAAAACGAGAAGAAAAUCCACAGAAACUUGCCUUCAUGGUGUCUCUGGGACUAGUUACUCAUGACCACCUGGAAGAAAUCCAAAGUAAGCGACAAGAGAGGAAAAGAAGAACAACAGCAAAUCCAGUGUACAGUGGAGCUGUUUUUGAGCCUGAGCGCAAGAAGAGUACAGUCACGUACCUGAACAGCACAAUGCAUCCUGGGACACGUAAAAGAGGUCGUCCACCUAAAUACAACACGGUGUUGGGGUUUGGGGCUUUGAUGCCCACAUCCCCUCUGUCCAGUUAUCCUGACUCCCCUGAAAAUGAAAAGACAGAGACCACAUUUACUUUUCCCGCAGCUGUUCAGCCUGUGUCCCUGCCUAGCCCCAGCUCCACAGACGGUGAUAUCCAUGAGGAUUUUUGCAGUGUUUGCAGAAAAAGCGGGCAAUUGCUGAUGUGUGACACAUGUUCACGUGUUUAUCACCUGGACUGUCUGGACCCGCCUCUGAAAACCAUUCCCAAGGGCAUGUGGAUCUGUCCCAAAUGUCAAGACCAGAUGCUAAAGAAGGAAGAAGCAAUCCCAUGGCCGGGAACUUUAGCAAUUGUUCAUUCAUAUAUUGCAUAUAAAGCAGCAAAAGAAGAGGAAAAACAGAAGCUACUUAAAUGGAGUUCAGAUUUAAAACAGGAAAGAGAACAACUAGAGCAGAAGGUCAAACAGCUCAGCAAUUCUAUAACAAAAUGCAUGGAAAUGAAGAAUACCAUCCUUGCAAAACAGAAGGAGAUGCACAGCUCCUUGGAGAAGGUAAAACAGCUGAUCCGCCUCAUUCAAGGCAUCGACCUUUCAAAACCCAUAAACUCUGAGGUCAAUUCAGUAGCCAUCUCCAACGGCAUGGACUCCACUAACAAUACUAAUGCUGCCACCUCCACCUUAGCCCCCUCCCCUUCCCAGAGCUGCAUGGUGAACUGUAACAAGGGCGAUGAGACUAAAUAACACAGUGAAGUUAAGAAGGAGCCAAGGGAGGUGGCGGCGAGGAGAAAGAGCAAAAUAAAGAAACUCUAGAAAAGCAAAA